AUGCCUCGCACAGAGGAUAGCGACCUGCGCACCUUCAAGUCAAGCCUCAAACAAGAGGCCCAGCCCGACUUCACUCUCAGCAUCGGCAACUUCAGCUGGACGGUGCACACGGCAAAACUCCAGAAAUCUACCUUCUUCCAGAAGCUGUGCGACCCGGUAGGAGCGUCGCCGCGAAGCGUGAUUCUCUACGACGACGAACCGAUCUUGAUCGGCAACUUGAUUCUCUGGCUUUACACGGGCCAUUACACCGAUGUCAAUACCGACGGUGAGGACGACGACUCCGCCCUGAGCAAAGGCAUUGACAUCAACGUGAUCAUGCGAAAUGGUAAAACCAACGGCGGCAAUAGCAACCCUGCAGGAUCGCCCGAGCUAGGCUCAGCAGGAGCGACCUCGCCGUUCAAUCUCGAAACAGAGGAGGAGACCUGGCCGACCCCAUCCACCCUGCACGCGAAGAUGUACGUGCUCGCAGAGAAAUACGGUAUCGGCGAACUCGCGGUCCUCACCAUUGACGAGCUCUCCAAUGACCUAAGCUGGAACUCUGAAUCCCUCUUCCUGCCGUCGCUCGAAUAUCUUUUCACAUCUCAAUACUGCAGCUCGAGCGGGGACUCCACCUCCAAAACUUCCUCAGAUGAAGCACCAAACGCGGUCACCCCUCCAGCCAAAGACAGCGAGAUGUUCCAGCUCCUCGUCAGCACCGCCAGUACGCCCCCAGCCAUCCACACGUACCUCGCCAACGCGACAUUCCAGAACGUGUUGCGUGAGAAUCCGACUUUCACGGUUGAAGUGCUGGCUCGCGUCGCCUCUGAGUUGCAGGAGACCAAGACGGAGUUGACCAAGGUGACCGAGUCGAUCGAGACGCCUAAGCCGAAGAAGGGCCGCAAGAAGAGGGUUGCGAGUACUGGCUUGGAGAAGGAAGGCGGUUGA
This is a messenger RNA of Exophiala aquamarina CBS 119918, 924 nucleotides long. RefSeq lists its product as uncharacterized. Lineage: Eukaryota; Fungi; Ascomycota; Eurotiomycetes; Chaetothyriales; Herpotrichiellaceae. The transcript has a single exon. The record is from RefSeq and is a predicted model, not a curated record. Bases 1 to 924 code for a protein of 307 amino acids.